UGCUGCAGACUGCAGAGUAUCGAGACGGCCAGACAGGCGUAUCGAGGCAUACUCUCCUGUCUUCACGUGGCCACGUUGCUCCGUGAAGCAGCCCACCAGCAGCCCACCAGCAGCCGCAACGCCCGGCUGCUCGGCUCUGCUGCGCGUAGCAGUAGCAUCCCAAAAGGCCGCUGAUCUGCGGUGGUUGAAGCCCGAGGAUCGUCGGCCUGAGCUCCCAAUCCGCCUCCGGUACCCGGAUCUCCGGCGGAACUCCUGGGGUCUCCCUCCCAUACGCGGCUUUUCUGGGGCCGGGACUGCGGGAACGAGGAGCGUUGCGCCAGUGCGACCGGCGUCGGAGGUAUAUCUCGAUUAAUCCGCGCUUGCUUCUCCGGCAGAUGCGAAGUUUUACUCGAGAAAGGUAGGAAAACGAAACAUGGAGGUGAGGCUGCUGCUUCUUGCGCUCAUCUGCCUGCACGCUGCUCCUCGUUGGGCUUCGGCUCAGCAGCCGGAGGAGGCGACGGUCAUAGUUAAAGGCUCGACUAGGAUUGCUGAGACGGAUGAGAACUACGUCUGUGCUACAAUUGACUGGUGGCCCCCGGAGAAGUGCAACUACAAUCAGUGUCCAUGGGGCCAGUCUUCAAUUCUGAAUUUGGAUUUGGAUCACCCAUUUCUGGCUCAAGCCAUUCAAGCAUUUGACAAUUUGAGGAUUAGGUUGGGAGGCUCUUUGCAAGAUAGAGUUGUUUAUGAUGUGGGAACAGAAAGUCCAUGCUCCCCGUUCAGAAAUGUGUCCAAUGGCUUGUUUGGUUUCUCAGUUGGUUGCCUUGGUAUGGAUAGGUGGGACAAACUGAAUGAUUUAUUCCAGAAAACAGGAGCAAUUGUCACAUUUGGUGUGAAUGCACUCUACGGGAGGUACAAUGUUAGACGUUCCAUCUGGGCAGGCAAAUGGAACUCCACAAAUGCAUAUGAUUUUGUAAAAUACACAAUCUCAAAGGGAUAUCCAGUUGGCUCAUGGGAAUUCGGCAAUGAGCUGAGUGGGCAUGGAAUUGGAGCAAAAGUUGAUGCUAAACUUUACGGAAAGGAUGUAGUUGAAUUUAAAUCCAUCCUUCGACAAUUGUAUAAGGCGCCACUGUCCCAGCCACUCCUGUUAGCCCCUGGAGGAUUUUUUGAUCAACAAUGGUAUUCUCAGCUGCUUCAGACUUCAGGUCAUGGUGUUGUUAAUGCCUUAACUCACCAUGUAUAUAAUCUCGGAGGAGGGGAUGAUGUUCACCUUAUAAGGAAGAUAUUGGAUCCAAAGUACUUAGAUCGUGCUGAAGAUACUUAUAGAGACAUGCAGCUUACCAUCCAAAGGCAUGGAACAUGGGCUUCUGCUUGGGUUAGUGAAAGUGGUGGUGUUUUCAACAAUGGCGGCCUGCUGGUGUCAAAUACAUUCAUCAACAGCAUCUGGUAUCUAGAUCAGCUUGGAAUGGCAUCUAAGUAUAACACAAAGGUGUUCUGCCGGCAGACUCUCAUCGGUGGGAACUACGGUCUGCUUGACACACAAACUUUUCGGCCAAAUCCCGAUUACUACAGUGCUCUACUAUGGCAUCGGCUUAUGGGCAAUGGAGUUCUUUCUAUUGAUGUCAUUGCACCACGUAGGCUGCGUGCUUAUGCUCAUUGUAGAAGACAACAGCAAGGCAUCACUCUUCUCUUGAUCAACCUAAGCAACACUACUGGAUACAAUGUCACUCUUCAGAAUGACAUCAACGUCAGCCUUGGUAAAAGACCCAACCUUGAGAAGGGCAGUUCCUUCACACAAAGGCUCAGGAAAGCAGUUUCAUGGCUGGGAAGUAAGCCAUCAAGCGACACCAAGAAGAGGGAGGAGUAUCAUCUGACGGCCAAGGACGGCAAUCUCCAGAGCAAGACAAUGCUGCUCAACGGUGUUCCGUUGGAACUGGGAGAUGAUGGCAGUGUUCCAGCUAUGAAUCCAGUGCUCGUUGUUGUCGAUUCGCCACUGUACCUAGCACCAACAUCCAUCGCCUUUGUAGUUUUACCCAAGUUUGAGGCCAAGGCUUGUUCUUAGGUUUAAUCUUGAAUCUUGAAAUAAAUAUUUUUCGCUGCAGUUUGCCUUGGGAGUGUUCCA
Messenger RNA from Panicum virgatum (switchgrass), 2098 nucleotides. RefSeq names its product heparanase-like protein 1. Gene Ontology annotation, molecular function: beta-glucuronidase activity. The record is from RefSeq and is a predicted model, not a curated record. Bases 413 to 2038 code for a protein of 541 amino acids. Gene Ontology annotation, cellular component: membrane; plant-type cell wall. NCBI's taxonomy places the organism in Eukaryota, Viridiplantae, Streptophyta, Magnoliopsida, Poales, Poaceae. The transcript has 10 exons.